Molecule: messenger RNA, 2322 nt
Organism: Pyricularia pennisetigena
Lineage: Eukaryota; Fungi; Ascomycota; Sordariomycetes; Magnaporthales; Pyriculariaceae
Exons: 1
Coding region: 1-2322 (773 amino acids)
Biological process (GO): transcription initiation at mitochondrial promoter
Cellular component (GO): mitochondrial matrix; mitochondrial DNA-directed RNA polymerase complex
Molecular function (GO): mitochondrial transcription factor activity
Source: RefSeq, a predicted model, not a curated record
AUGAUAUCUGCCCGCCGUUAUGUAUCCACCGUGGUCACCCAGUGGCCGCGGCCACAGCCUUGGGUCCUAAAGACGCGCCGUCCAAGUCGACACUUUUCCAACGCCGCUACAGAGGAAGCAAAUGAGACAAAUAGCGAUACUCCGACCACGAAACGUUCCAUUCAUGCUACCGAGACACCUUUGGCCGAGCAACUAGACUCACUCGGAGUGUACCGAAGCAAUGUUCCGUGGCAAUACGCUGAGCGCGCACGCGCCAAGGCCGCAGAAGCUGCAAAAAAAGCUGCAGAACAAUCUGCAGCAGAAGCCGGGAAUGGCGUCGAAGUUGAAAAAAAGGAACGUCUCAAGAGAUCCUCCUCCGGCCUGGCACGACUUCGAAGACUUAUUGCCACCAAAAGUUCCGAAAUAAGAAAAAGGAUGUGGGAAACCAUUUUCGAUACCGAGCGCGCGUAUCAAAAGAAAAUAGCCGAAUCUCACCGAAACCCUAAGAUGAGGCAACAGUUGGUGGAUGACCGGCCACCGCAGGCGACGAAGAUUGUACGCGAUGCGCUCAAAUUGUACGACCAGAACAAUUUCACAGAGGCCGUACGGCUCAAACUGGAGGCCCGGCUUGCCACGAUUCCACUUCCUGGCACAAUCGCUCCAGCUUCAGCAAAGAGAACUGUCAAACUCAAGAAACAGGCCUCUGUCGAUUUCAAACCCAAAAACAACCCGAGGACAGGAGACAAGAGCAGGAUACACGUGGUGGAUGAGAAGCUUUGUGACGAUGUGCUCAAGUUCAUUCCAUCGCUUGAACGGCACAAGGGAUGCGACAUCAUCGACAUGUAUCCCGGCGCUGGCUUGUUUAGUCAAAAGCUUAACGAUGCGCUCCAGCCAAGAUCGCACAUCUUACUCGAGCCUGAACCAGAGAUUUACCAGAAGUUCCUCGAGCCGCUGCUUCAGCGACCGGGUUCGAGGCUUGUCCCGAAAUCAGGCAUCAUAUGGCAGGACCUAAGCAGCGUCCUCACGCCCGAGUUUCUACCUCAUCAAAAAAUACAAGAUCGUACUCCCGGUCAGGCUCCCACACGAAACGAUAGCCUCCUCGUCGUCGCAAACCUCGGUUUCUUUCCAAACAAGACAUACCUGAAUUUCAAGUCCGUGGUCUCCAUGGUCAUGUAUCAGCUGAUCACAGCCAUCAGGCUACGCAGCCUCUUCCAAAAGUAUGGUCUUGUUCGCAUGCUUCUCUGGGUCAGGCCCUCGGAAGUUGAUCCCAUUUUGCCCCGAGAUUUGUCCAAGCGUCGUCGUCCGUCUUUGGAGGCCGAACUGCUCACAGAGUAUAUCGCCGAGAUCUGUACCGAUGCGGAGAGGAUGGACUAUCGCCCCGGAGUCAACCGCCAUGGAACAAUAGAUGUGCACAGUUGUCGGAGGACCUUGGACAGGAUGCGCAAAUUAGGAUUAGCAAUUCCCGACGGGAGAGAAACCUCAAAACCUAUGCGCUACGUCAUUGAAGCCGAAGCAGCCGGCAAAGAGCUACCGAAGAUCGGUGGAAACCACUCCAUGAGAAAGGUUAGGAGUGGAACGGGCGAAUACGACGCAUCCGAGUUCGACAAGGGAAUGUCCAAAUGGCUUCUGUUGAGGGGCUACUAUGGGCAGGAGUUGUGGGAAAAGCGCCAGGAAGCGGUGGCCCUCUGGCUCAAGAUUCAUGAGAAGCGAAAUCUUGCCAAGAGCGGGAGUUCGGACCCCGAGCUGUUGAAGGAGAUUGAGUGCCUGCAGGGGCAAUUCGACAGCAUGGCAAAGGAAUGGAACGCGAAUUUCGAAUACUACUCGUAUGGGAAGGCCGGCAUGCACAAGCCCAUCGACGACGUUCACACAUUCACCAUGGACCCGCCCGUCUUGCUGUGGGACCGCCGACCGGUAGAGCCUUUCAUGGUGCGGCCGCAAGAGUUCUACCCAAACUUACCGCUCUCGCUUCUCGACAUCCAGCCCAAGCCUGCACACCCGAUGCUUCUCGAGAACGGUGUCGGCUCGGGCCGGCAUGGGGACCACUUUGAGAGGAUCGUGCAACACUUGUUCGUUCAGCGAAACAGGCCCGUGACAAAGCUCAUGUCGGAGCUCGCCCAUGGUGCCGUGGAGGGCUUGGAUCUGGAAAACCUUGAGAGUUUCAAAGACCCAAGGCUGGGCGGAGCAAUUAUGAAAGGCAACGACGUAGUGCGUCCCGUCAUGAUGAAUGAACGACAGUUGCUUGAUUUGUUGGCUGCGUGGAUGGACUGGCCAUUUCGGCUGACGUAUGAGGAAUUGGCCACGAGGAAUCGGGAAGAUGAUAAUCCGGACGAUUGUGAAAAUUAA